Molecule: messenger RNA, 778 nt
Organism: Paramecium tetraurelia
Lineage: Eukaryota; Ciliophora; Oligohymenophorea; Peniculida; Parameciidae
Exons: 3
Source: RefSeq, a predicted model, not a curated record
AUGAUUUUUUUAUUAUUUAUUAUUGAAGUCUACUCUUUGCAAUUUCAAUCCUUUGUUCACAUCAUUCCGCAUCCAGAUAAAGUAGCUAAAGGAGGAGAGGAUGCCUAUUAUGCAAACGAGAAUUUACUAGCAGUGGCAGAUGGAGUUGGAGGUUGGAAUAAUCAAGGAGUUGAUCCAUCCAAGUAUUCAAAAACUCUUUGUGAAAACAUUAAGGAAUAUUCUCAUUUGGAUAAUCCUAAAGAGAUUAUGCAGAUUGCUUCAGAAUUAACAAAUCACAUUUUAGGAAGCAGUACAUUGGUUUUAAUGAAGUUAAUUGAUAAUAUACUGAAAGUGGCUAAUAUUGGAGACUGUGGAUAUACGAUUAUCCGAAAUCAAGAAAUAUUGCAUCAAUCACAGGAGUAAUAGCAUUCCUUUAAUUUCCCAUUUUAAUUGGGACCUUAGGGAGAUAGUGCUUAAUUAGCCUAAGAAUUCGAGCACACUUUACAGAUCAAUGAUAUUGUAAUAGUGGGUUCAGAUGGAUUGUAUGAUAAUCUUGAUGAGAAUUAAAUCUUGAAGAUUAUCAAUGAAUAUGGAGUCAGUCAAAGUUCUGCUUAACUAUUGGCAAAAACAUCCUUCUAAUAUUCGUUAGAUAAAUCAUACAGCUCUCCUUUUGCCAAAAGAGCUCAAAAAUCAAGAAUUAGGUUUAUGGGAGGAAAAAGCGAUGAUAUUACAGUCAUUGUAGCAAGAGUAAUCAGUAGUAAUGAGUUAUGAAUAGCAUUAAUAAUUGUAAUAAAAUAUA